AUGUUUACAAAUACUCUCGGAGCAUAAAAUGGAUUGCCUUAACAAUAAUAAUAAGGUUUGGCAGGACAGAGUGCUUUAGUUUUUGGUAAUACAGGUGUUUCCAACAAUAUUUUUGGGCAAAUACAACAAAUUACUACCCCAAUAGGAUAAGCCUAAAAUUAAGGAGUAUUUGGAUAAUAACCAAAUUAACUCAGUUAACCUCAAUUAUAUGGAGGAUAACCAUAAUAAACAACAAAUUUAUUAUAAUAACCUUAAGGAUAGUAAAUGGGCACUUUAGGUCAAUAGACCGCAUAAAUAGGUUAAGUAUAAUAAACAGGAUUUUUUGGAUAGUAACCAACAUUACAAGGAGGAUAGAUAGGAUAAAUGUAAUAACAACAAUAAAUUUAGUCAUAAUAACCAUAAUAACAAUAAUAAUAAUAAUAAUAAUAAUAAUAACAAUAAUAGACUAAAACUUAUACAAUUUAACAAAUUAAAAAUGAAACCUAAAAACACAUUGAUAAUCUAUCAAAAACUAUCAUUAAUAAAGAGAAAAUUGAAAAAAAUUAAAAAAAUUUAUAGUUAAUUGAAAAAAAUUCUCUACGAAAUAUAUAAUAAUAAUAACAAUAAUAACCUCAAGUAAAUCCAUCUAUUGGAUAUGGUUUAACAUAAUAAUAAUAAAUACAAAGACCAAUCCAAAAAGUUGAUCCUAGAAAUCAUACUGCAAAAGUAGAAAAAUAUUAUGGAGAAUGGAAUAAGGGAAUUUCAAGGAUUGCAUAAAAAUAAGGAGAAACUAUUAAUUAAUUAAAUGAGUUAAAUUCUCUAUUAUCCCAAUAAGAUACAUAUUAUGGUAUAUUAAUAUUAUUAUGAAAUUAGAAAUAGAUGAAGAGUCAUUGAUAGAUUCAAUAAAAUAAUUGGGAAAAGAACUUAAUUUAUUAGAAUACAAGAUUGUAGAUGUUGUAAAAUUGUAAGAGAAAAUUUUGGGAUUAGAAAAGGAAGAAUCUGAAUGGGAUCAAAUUGUUAAUAAUUUAAGUGAAUGUUUGACUCUUUUAGAAAUUUAAACUGUAAUAUAAUAAUCAUUAUAUUAUUUAGAAAGAAGUUGAGGAUCAAUUGCAUUAAGCAGAAACUCAUCCAAAAGUAUUAAACAAAUGA
This is a messenger RNA of Paramecium pentaurelia, 1128 nucleotides long. The record is from the annotation of a GenBank genome assembly. NCBI's taxonomy places the organism in Eukaryota, Ciliophora, Oligohymenophorea, Peniculida, Parameciidae.